AUAAACAACAUUUACACAUUAAAACGUAUUUUCAUAACCUCUGUGCACAUUAUUUUUGAGGUAUCUGCGGCUACUUUUGCCGCUCUGCUGUUUGUAUUGUUCGCCGCUAAGGUGUAAAUGAUCUCAUAGUUGGCUUUUGCCGUAGUCACAAACAGUUUUACAGAAGAUGCCGGUUUUGGGUAUAGACAUCGGAGACGCGAAUGCUACUGUCGCUACCAUAGCGAAGGGUAGCAUUGACGUUGUCUUGAAUGAGGUUUCUCAGCGUUACACUCCGGUUUGUGCCAGUUUUACACAGAAGCGUCGUCUUUUUGGUGAUCAGGCUACUCCUCAGAUGAUUUCGAAUUAUCGUAAUUCUUGUCGAAGCAUGAUGAGUUUACUUGGUCGUACAAUUGGUACCAAUUCCGAACUUGACAUUGAUGAGUUGGAUGAUUUCUUUAGUACCAAUGGUUUAUCACUGUGUCCUAAUGGAUUUGUUGGUUACAAUUGUGCGAUGUCACCUGAGCCUUAUGAUGUUAUGAAGGUUCUUUCAGGUUACCUUGGUUUUUUGAAUAGCAUGGCUGAGAAGUACACCAAGGGUUUGUGUAAGCAGGUUGUGAUAUCGUGUCCUGGUUGGUACACAGAGAUGCAGAAAGAGGCUGUUAAGAUUGCUGCUACUGCAGCUGGUUUAACUUGUUUGAAUGUGAUUGACGAGUGCACUGCUAUGGCUCUUGACUAUGGUGUAUACCGUGUUAAGCAGCUUUCGGAUGACAAGCCUACUACUGUCGCUUUAGUUAUGAUUGGCCAUUCUCAUGCUUCUGCUGCUGUUUGUGAUUUUUAUCAGAGUCGUGUGGAGAUUCUUUCUCAUGUAUCUCGUCGUGAUUUGGGUGGUCGCAACUUGGACCGUAUUCUGAUGAACCACAUGGCCAAGAGUUUUGAGAAGUACGGUUGCAACCCGUUGGAGAGUCGCAAGGUUCGUAUGAAGCUGGAGGCUGUUGCGGUGAAGACAAAGCGCGUUUUAUCUGCUAACAUGGAGACUGGUUAUUCUGCUGAAUGUUUGAUGGAGGACAAUGACCUCAAUGGUAGCAUAACUCGUGAGGAGUUUGAAUCUUUAUGUAAGGAGGAGUUUUUACCAAAUCUUACCGAAAUGUUGAUGGACUGCGUCAAUCUUUGUGGCAAGACUGUUGAGGAGAUUAGUUGCGUUGAGAUUGCUGGUGGUGUAACUCGUGUACCUUGUGUUCAGCAGGCCAUCAGUUCUGUCUUUGGUUCUCAGCUAUCUCGUACAUUGAAUUCCGACGAGUGCAUAGCUCGUGGUUGUGUUUUGGAUGCUGCUAUGCGUAGCAUUAGUUACCGUGUUCGUAAGUACACUGUUGUUGAGCGUAUAUCUCGUCCUUUAACGUUGGCUUACAUUCCUGGAGGUGAUAUAUCCCAACUGGCUUCAGCCGAAAUUGUUGAGGUAUUGGGGUCUAACAGUUCCAAGGCCACUCCUAUUACUGCCAAGUUGAACGUUACUGUUCCUGCAGUUGUUGUUGCAUCUCUUGGCAACCCUCGCGAUCCUCAGGAUCCACAUUUUCUUGAGGCAAUUGAGAUUGUUAAGCAGUCAUCUCCCACUGAGGCUGAGGGUGUUAUAACUAUAUCAGCUGCUUUCGAUGAAAAUGGCAUUUUUGGAUUUACUGGUGUGGAGGGUCAUGAGUCCAGGGUGUUACAGAAGAACUCUUUAUUCGAUGUUGCUUCUUAUACUCAAUUUGAGUCUGACGCCGCUGCUCAAGACUCUAUUGAGAACGAGCGGCUGCACACUUUGAAUGACUUUGAGACAUUGAUAUACCAGUUGAAGGAGCGGAUUCAGGGUUCUCACCGUGAAUUUGUAUCACCAGACAAGGUUGGUGCAUUAGACCAGGAGCUGAACAAGUGGAGUGAUUGGUUCUAUGACAACUAUGAGGCUAGUUUGGAUACUUUGAAGGAGUCCCUUAGCACUGUUCAAUCUCACUGGGCGCCAAUAGAGCGUCUUUAUAAUGUUCACCGUGCUAAGGAGGAAGAGCUUGAGUCAUUUUUCGCUGGUCUGCGUGGUAAGUACGAGCUUUGUUGCCAGGACUCUCCAUUAUGGUACGGCGCUGCGGAAAGCGAGCGUCUUGAAUUUGCCAACCGUAUUCUUGCUUUUGAGAAGAAUGUCCGUCAACAGGUAGAGGAUGAAAAGCAGAUUUCUCGUUACGAGGAGCCUCUAUUCACGAUGCCUCAGUUACAUUCUGAGUUGCGCAAGAUAAUGUCUGACAUUGACGAAUUCUGUCGCCGUAUGCGCGUUCAAAGUGAACGUCGUAAGGAAGAGGAGCAGGCAGCGGCAGCAGCAGCCGCUAAGGCUGCUGAGCCUCAAGCCGAAGAUGUUGAGAUGGAAGCUCCUCAACCUGAGUCUGCUUCCACUGAGCCCCCUUCUGAGGAGCCUUCUGCGGAGGCGCCUCAAUAGA
Babesia bovis T2Bo is the source of this 2435-nucleotide messenger RNA. Its product is annotated as Hsp70 family protein. Gene Ontology annotation, molecular function: ATP binding; ATP-dependent protein folding chaperone. The transcript has a single exon. Bases 167 to 2434 code for a protein of 755 amino acids. Lineage: Eukaryota; Apicomplexa; Aconoidasida; Piroplasmida; Babesiidae. The record is from RefSeq and is a predicted model, not a curated record. Gene Ontology annotation, cellular component: cytosol; nucleus. Gene Ontology annotation, biological process: protein folding.